AUGGCCAAGUCCGUCUGCUUGGGUGAUGUUGUGAGCAUCUAUUCUGAGGAGAGGCAAGGUUAUGCCUUUGCCGUCGAAUCAAGCGUGUUUUUAUCGGAUAUGCUUAUUAUAUUUCUAUUUGUUACUAGUUCGGCUUAUGCCGGGGUUUGUAUAGGGUCCAACCAGGAUCGGCUAAAUCCUCAGCUGCCCAAUUCGCAAGUUGCUCAAUUUGUGAUAUGCACCCAAAAUCGGUACAAAAAUAACAAGAAAUAUCGGAAAGCUGUAGAAGCUAGCAGUCGUAAUCCCGGUGAUCUGUCGGCGAGGUUCCAGGUUUCAACGCUUAAGAUGAGUGCUGUGUAUAAAAAUACACCACCAUCGAAAUUAGCCGACGCUGAGGCAAUGGAUAAUAGCCAGGAGCAAAAGCGACAGACUGGCAGGCAACUAACCUAUGGGCAAGUUGUUCAGCUGAAACAUGUAUUCACUAAUAAGUACAUUAGUGCUAGCUCAACACAUACUUCUCAAACCGAAACAAGCAACAUGUUGGUUCAACUAUCUGAAUAUGAGGCUAAGCAUUGUCAAUUUCGAGUGAUGCCAAGAUAUAAAGUCAAAUCUGAAGGCGAUAUUAUCCAUGAAGGUGACCAAAUUGUCCUUGAAAGUGUUAAAUCUGCAGGUCAGUAUUUGCACUGCAGCCAAAGGCGCUUUGGAAGUUUAGGGGCCCAAGAGGACAGCUACGAAAUGAACUUAUCAGUCCGAUUGUCUGGUUUUACAAUCUAUUCUAACCAAAAACCAGAGGCCAAGGGAGAGGAAUUUCUGAAGGGAGUUUCCGUUGUUCGUUUAUUCCAUAGAGAGUUGGAAGCUUAUGUUACAGCUGAAGGAUUGUUCGAUGAUCGAGUAACAGAGACAGUUCAUCUACGAGUUCGGCCUGUGGACCCUAGCAGACCAAAGUCUCUUAAUCCUACAUCAUCUGCUAUAACUUAUUGGCAAAUUGAAUUACUGGAUGAGCCUAUGAAAGGAAGCAUAAUAAAUUGGGGCGAUCAGUGUCGUCUUAGACAUAUGGUAACGAGGAAAUAUCUAAUUGUUCAGCCAGUGGAACAAUCUUACGUAGAAAAUGCAGAGAUUACCUACGAAAGCUAUUGCAGAAUUGAACAUUCGCUAACUGGGCAAUGGUUGCACGCUUUGCAAGGGACAUAUUAUAGGAAGUCAGGUGCAAGACCCGGAACUGCCGAGAGUAGAACAUUAAAGGGUUUAGCUUAUGAUGGAGGCCAACUAAAGAAGAUGACUGUGGUAGGAGAACGCAUGUAUGACGACGCUUAUACAAUUCAAAAAGUGGAAGAUGAAUUUCUAGCAGAUUUUAAUUAUAUGGCCGGAAUGGUUGCCAGUGUUCAGAAAUUUAUACGUAACCGUGGCAAUAAUGUCCAGUUAAGGCAUUCAUCAACAUCAAAAUUUGUUUCGACUUUAAAAGAAAUUAGUGACUUCAUGAUCGUUAACGGUGAACCAUGUAAGCAUCGCCAGAAGCUAAUGAGAAAUUUAAAGAUCAUUGAAUUAAUUGUGCAAAUUUUGGAACCAUCGGAUAAUGAUAAAUUUAUUCAAUCAAUCUAUUGUGAAUGCUAUAAACUGUUGAAUACCUAUGUUAUGGGAGAUAGCAGGAAAAAUGAACUUUACAUUGCUAGACAUAUUGAUUUCUUUCAAACAAGAAUCGGAUUAAACAAUAAAAUUGCUUUAACUGCUGCCGAGAUGACAACUGAACUUAUUCGAGAUAACAGGAAAAUUAUUGAUCGCAUUGGUCAUAAAUAUAUCGAUCAAUUUAUUGCUUUACUAACCAGCAAUAAGUACUAUCAAUAUCUGGAUUUAUUGAAUGUUCUCUGUGUUUGUAAUGGUCGAGCAAUACCUAACAAUCAAACUUACAUCACUGAAACUUUAUUGAAAAGUGGCAAAGGAGAAAGGAAUGUUGUUUACUUGACCGAGUUAGGCCAACGUGUUAACUUGAAUAAAGAUAUCGUUUAUGUGUCGACAUCGUUAGGCAGAAAUUGGGUUCCACUUCAUCGUUUUAUACAAAGUGAACGCGAUCCAGAAUUCCUAUUCCUUGAUCAUCAACUUGAUUUAUUUAAUAAGCUCUGUUGGGGUCGCAAUGAGUUUGCUAUUAAAACCAUCACUCAGGAUCUCGAAUAUUUAACAUGGCAGGAAGCAUUUAUAUGUCUUAGAAAUGAAGAUCUGCCAGAUCGAUUACGUGCUCGAUAUUGCGAUCUGAUAACAGGAAUGUUUAUCAAUAUACCUGGCAAUCAUUCAGUUCUUGAUGAGCUACAGUUAUCAUUUAUUUAUAGUGACUUGGUCAAGGAUCGGAAUGGAAAGAAAAAGAUUCAAAAUGUUCCAUUAUCCUUCAUGUCUGAGCUAAAGCAAUGGAUUGCUUCAUUCUUAGAUGCUAAUAAGGAUAUGACUGCUUCGUUAAUUGGACAUAAUAUGCUGAUCGAGCAAGUUUUAAGAUUAGUCCAAAAUCUAGUGAGAUUUGGAUAUUAUGAAGAUCUAACAGAUAUGGAAAAGCUAAUACCGCCAUUGUUAUCCUUGCUGGAUGGUCGCAAUGAUAAGCCUGUUCCGUUUUAUACCUCAUUAAAUUCUGACGAGACUGAGCAAUUAUUACGCCAAUAUCGUGAAGUCGAUCGAUUUAAAGAAAGUGCUGAGACGAAAGCUGUGGUAGACGCUAAAUACCAGGCUAUGGAAGCUGUAGAUUUGCUGUUUAAUUUUCGGUUUAAUAAACGUUUAGAGCUCUUUAUAAAUGAAUUCAAGCACAUUUAUGAAACUAGCGAUGAUCUCUAUUUUAUUACAAAUGAGAACUUUAGUUUAGAGGGCAACAGAAGCCUUUGUAAGAAAGCUCGAGAAAGGCUUAAUGAAAUAUUUGAAGCAGCCCAAUAUUUCGAUACAGAAAGUCUACGCGAUAUAUUUUUGGAUCUAUCCAAAUAUGAAUAUAAUCAAAUGGUGGUAAAAUCCAUGCACUUAUUACAUCGUCUAUAUUCUACAAACUAUACACUAUUCGAUCGUGCUGUUCAAGCCCAGGUUUUAAUCAAAGAUUCAUCAUGUGAAGUUUUUCGCCAUGCUCAGAAAGCGGUGCCAGUUAUCCGUCGAAUUCUUGCAACCAAUAUGAAUAACGAUCAAGCAACAACAUUGGGUGAAAUACUCGACACUUUUACAGGCUUUUGCUCACUGGAAAACGAUCCUACCGAAAGGCAUUCGAUGAAUCAAACUAUUCUGUACAAUUUUGGUAUUCUAUCAGACAUUUUCGAUAUUUUGGGGCAAGAAUUUGAUGCAAAGUUGGCGGAUCAAUAUAAGGGAGUUCAGAUGAUAUUUCAAAAAAGUUUCAGUCUAUUACAAGCUUUGUCUAGGGGCAAUAAAACGAUCCAAGAUCGCGUCUAUAAGCGAUUAAAUUCGCUGCUGAGAGUAAAAGGAGCUGUAUCUAGCAUGGCAUUAGCUCUAACUGAGAUUUUUACUGGUAAUAAAGAUACUUGCUUGAAAAUUCGAGCUUCAGAAGUGUAUGCAAUCAUGAAAUUAGUUGCCGAAUAUAAGGAAGAAGCGCCGGAAUUGAUCGACUUAUUAAAUGCUAUCGUUAAGGUCGAAGAAUUAGAUUUGCCUAUUAAGCGCAACCAAGGUUUAGUUAUGAAAUAUUUUAUGGAAUAUCGAGAUCGAAUUGCGGAAAUUAUCGAUAAUGUCGAUAAAAGGAAAGCGUUAUGCAAUGAUCAGGACAAGUCCAGUAAACUGCAUCAAUAUUGCUACAGUCUGAUUAAUUUAUUAGCCACAUGUGCAGAGGGAGAAAACAGAUUUAUUGAAUCGAUUUGCCAAACUAUUUUGCCCAUUGAAGACAUCGUAGAGGUUUUAAAUCAUCCAGGAGUUGAUGAUGAUAUGAAAAAUGCCUACUGUCGCUUUUUCCUUUGGGUCUACUUAAAUACAGCUGGAGGAAUGUAUGAAUCUGGUGCAGCUGAUCUAAACCAUGAUGAUAAAAUGUGGAUAUUUAUCUCGAACAUUUGCUCAUCUAUUGGCGCUUUUAAUGACUUUGCAAAACUUAACCCUAAUAAACUCAAGGAUAUCUUUAAGAAAAAUAUCGGCAGUAUGGGGUACGAAAUGGGGAAAUAUCGUAGUAUGAAGAAUUAUCUAUUAGAGGGUGUUAUACCGCUAUUACAGGCAUUCUUCAAGCGUGUCUAUAUCGUAGAAUCGGAAAGAGUUGAUAUGGAACAGAAACAUAUUGAUGCUCUUGGCCAAAAUUUAGUGACCUUUUGUGGGCUAGUAGCUGAACAUUUAACCAGCUCUUCCAAUUUAAAUGCCAUGAUCAACUGUACGACGACAGUUCUACCAUUAACAACUUUACCUAUAACCAUUUUGAGUGAUUUUCAAGAUCGUUUUUCCAACCAAAAGUCAGUGAUGAUUGAAAAUCCAGCUGUUAAAGCGUAUAACGAGUAUUAUAAAGAAGAAUCCCAUUUAAAUGUCAUCUUGAAUAUCUUUGCCGUGAAUUUUAAGCGAAUUUACCAAGGCGAAAAUACCGUCGAAGCGCAAACUGGAUUUAAUAGUUCCGAACAAUACGUUGAAGAAGGUAGCGAUAACGAGUUGCCUUUAGGGGAAGAAUUUCAGCUAUUUACCCGAUGUUUUGCUAGAGAGUCUCCGACGGGAGUAAUUUUCACUAAUGCUGAAAAAUUAGUCAAGCUUUUAGAAAUUUCAUCAUCAAUGACUCGUUUAAGUGAAAAAGAACGAAUACGACAGGAAUCAUUAGAUGUUAAAUGUUUAAUGACUUUACGUGCUAUUAUAUAUAAUCAAGUUAUUAAAUUACCGCCUGAUUGGGAAGAAAAACCAAAUGAAUGGGAAAGUUACGGAACGAUGAUUAAGGUCUUACCUUUACUCUCCCGACGAAGUGAUGACAUCAUUCGAGAAUUACUAUCUUUUUUAGCUGCUAUGCUCCUUGAGGGUAAUAGUAUGGCUCAAGCAAGUCUAGCGCAGUAUUUUCUUGGCACUAGAGAAGAAAGUUUCUUUUUCGCUAUUAAAGGACGUAUGAAUAUGUCGAUGGUUGCUACUAAAGAAAAGCGAGUUUUAUUAGCUCAGCAUAAAGCAAAAAUGGACGAAAAAAUUCAGCAAGCUAAAAGCUUAUCGAAAGCUGUCACAGCUGGUAAAUCUGGAGGCAAGAAAUUGGUGGAAGGAAUGACGCAUGGUAAGCGUAAAUCCAACGCCGUUGCUCCUUUGGCAAGAGUUAUGAAAUCAAGAAGCGAGAGUGAAUCGCCAUUGGAUCAAGACGAUAAUGAUGAAAUCCCACACGUUAAGAUCAUGAAAAAUGGAGAAAAACAAAAAUUAAUAUCUCAAAAUUCGAUAUCACGAUUCAGCCUGCCAAUGGAGUCUGAAAUCGAGAUGAAGAGCGUUGCUCAAGAAUCUAUCGAAGAGCAAUCAGAAAAUGCCAUACUCAAUCUUUAUAAGGAUGAUGGCUAUAUAGAAUUAGUUUUACGAGUAUUAGCAUCGAUGUGUGACGGGCAAAAUACUACAUUACAGAAUUAUCUUCGAGAGCAGCUGGACAACAUUAAAUCCGUCAAUUUAGUUGCUGAAACAGCGAAAUACUUACAUAUGCUCUACGAUAACAUCAACUCUAACAAUAUAUCACUGACAACGCAAAUCUUUGUUACAUUAAUAGAAUAUUCAGCGGGCUGCUUUGAAAAUCAUCCGGUUAUUUAUGAUAGCAAAAUAAUUGAUUGUAUCAAUUUCAUUUUACGCGAAUCAUCAUUUCAUGGCUGCUCUGAAGAAGAAAUUUAUACUCUGAAGCAAGCUAUUGUAAAGCUAGUAGCUUGCCUGAUUGAAGAUAACUGUAAGCAGUCCUUAAUGAUUGCAAGAGAAAUUAAAGAGACGAUUGAUGUAAAUGCUGUUCUCGAUGUAGCUACAGAUUGCUAUAGAAGACAGCAAAUGGCACAAGGGAAAUUUAAAGAUCUAGUCGUUGAUGUUGGCUUUGGUUAUUUUCACAUCCUUAUGCGUUUACGUGAUUUGGAUGAAAAUAAAGUAAACUUAGAAACUAUUAUUGGUUGUGAUUCAUCUGUGCUACUCGACAAGACCAAAGAAAGAGAAAAAGAUGAGAAAUUUAUUCGAUGGAAAGCCAUGGAAUAUUAUCAAUACAAUUCAUUAUCCAUUGAAAUUUUACGUGAAGGAAUCUUACAGAAAGUUCAUUUUCGAGUACUGGAUAAGGGAAAGUUAAGAGAAGGAGUCAAAGAAAAAGUAAAAUGGAACGUUAAUAGAACAUCACCGAGCAAUAAACUUCGAGAUUUUGUCGAUUGGUCGAAAGAUAUUCGAGAAAACAUUCGAUAUCAAUCAAAAAUUUUAAGUAACAAGAUUGCAGCCUUUUUUGUUAAGAGAGCAGAUAUUUUUACACUGGUUUUAAAUAUAUUAACGCUAGCUAUUAAUAUUCUAAUGAUUGUGGAUUGGAGAGCAGCUGAAUUUGGCGUUGCUAAUCCGAAAAGAGAACAAGUUAAUAUUUUUGCCCCAGCCAAGCGGCAACGAACAUCCUAUUUAGAGCAUAAAUUUCUGAGCUUUAAAACCUUUUAUUUAUUGAUAUUGCUAGUCUUUUCUAUCUUGGGCACUUGUUAUCGUGGCUACUUUUUUGCCUUGCAUCUCUUACACACGGUGGCCAACAAUAAUCUCUUUAGUCGAAUUAUUAAAUCUGUGACAUUAAAUGGGAGAUCACUGAUCGUUGUCGGCAUUUUGGGAGUGAUUAUGAUUUAUAUCUAUUCAGUAAUUGCUUUCGCUAGCUUUAGAGAAUGGUUUGAUAGCCAAGGUGGUCUAUUUUGUGGAACCCUUGGACAAUGUUUUGUAACUGGUAUAAGAGUUGGAUUUCUUAGUGGUUUCCAUGAGGCGCUUGGUCCGACGAAUCAAAAAUUUGAAUUCUAUGCCUGGAAAUUAGUAUUUGAUUUAUCGUUUUACAUCUUAGUCACGACUAUUGGUUUAAACAUCAUCUUUGGUAUCAUCGUUGACACAUUCUCAGAAUUGCGGCAAGAAAAGUAUCAAACAGAACAUGAUAUGGAGACCUACUGUUUUAUUUGUAGCAAGACAAACUACGAAUUUGAACAUUAUGGAAAGGGAUUUUAUCAUCAUGUUAAACAUGAGCAUAAUAUGUGGGAUUACCUCUACUUUUUCAUCCAUUUGGAUGAUGUUCGAAAGAAUGACUAUACCUAUAUUGAAUUAUAUGUUCAUGAAUUGAUGGAGAAAGAUCAAUUAGAAUUCUUUCCCUUGAAUCAAGCCUUGACGCUACAAGAUUUUAAUACAUCUCAAGAGCAGAAAUUAGAAGAUUUAGCUCUUAAAGUAGAAACUUUAAUUAAGCGACAAGAAGAAAAUGACUUGGUUAAGAAAAUGGAGAACAAGCGGCGGAAAGAACAAGAUUGGGAGCAGAUGCAUCGAGAUAUUGCUAUUAAUAACGGACGUCAACGAUCCAAUACAGUUACCGGAUUUAACGAAUAUGCUGCUGACGCUGAGGUUUAA
Molecule: messenger RNA, 7461 nt
Organism: Trichoplax adhaerens
Lineage: Eukaryota; Metazoa; Placozoa; Uniplacotomia; Trichoplacea; Trichoplacidae
Exons: 83
Coding region: 1-7461 (2486 amino acids)
Biological process (GO): calcium ion transmembrane transport
Cellular component (GO): endoplasmic reticulum; membrane
Molecular function (GO): inositol 1,4,5-trisphosphate-gated calcium channel activity; inositol 1,4,5 trisphosphate binding
Source: RefSeq, a predicted model, not a curated record